This is a messenger RNA of Schistosoma margrebowiei, 4416 nucleotides long. The record is from the annotation of a GenBank genome assembly. Lineage: Eukaryota; Metazoa; Platyhelminthes; Trematoda; Strigeidida; Schistosomatidae.
GUCUUCACGUUUUUUUUCCUGACUUGUAUUGUCCUGUUAUUUGGUAAUAAUGUUAUAAUAAUAAUUAGAGAACAUAAUCUACACUUCAUCAAAUGGAAUAGCGUUAUAUUUGUGAAACUACUUUAGUUAUAUACGUAUUUGACUGUAACGUUUUCAAAACGUCUAUGAAACCGAGCGAUUUUGAUUAGAAAAGUGUAGAACAAUUCUGAUAGGUGCUUUUAAAAGUUACUAGUUACAUUAAUCAAAUUACAUGGUGUUCAUAUAAAUAUUACAUAUUACUGAUCAAUAAAAAUAUGACAUGAUGAUGAUAUUAGAACAUGUCAACAGAUCCAAACUUAUAUGAUGUGAGUUUAGCAUCUAAACGAACGACAAUGCCUUCAACACCUUACUUUUUUGGUGAAACUUGUCAAAAUUUUCAUCAACAACAUGGUGACAGUGGUAAUGACAAUAAAACUAAUGAUCAAGAAAAUCAUGGCCACAACAAAAAUGAAUCAGAAAUGAUUGAAUCGAGUGAAAUGGAUUUAAUUUACACUCAAACAGAUAAUGAUAAUCUCACACCAUCUAUAAUACUUACUUCUGAUGAUACUGAUUGGAAACCAUGUGAACAAGGUAGUAUUUCGAGUAUGGAAUCUAUAUCUAAUUCACCAAGUCCUAGAACUUCAUAUAAUUCCUUACUACAUUGGGGUAUUAAUAAUGCAAAAGAUGAAAGAGAAGGGGUUUUGUGGAGACUUUAGAAAAUUCAGUUAUCGAGAUCAUAAGCCAAUUGAAGCUAGACAACCAUGGGAAACCUCAAAGCACUGGACGGCCGUUUCGUCCUAUUAUGGGGCUCCUCAGCAGUGCGCAUCCACGACCGCAUCCACGACCUCGUGGCAUUCGAACCCACGACCUGCUGGUUUCACGCGCGAGCACUUAACCACUAGACCGUUGAGCCGGCAUCCAACGAUGUUAUUGUAUAACUUCAAGUAACUGAAACAUACUUUAUUUAAUGGAUUAAUACUUAUUAAACAAAUACAGUGAAUUGCCUGGAGAAAUUAUAACAUUCGAAUUACCUUUGAGCACUUUGACUGUCGAAGCAUCUCAUCAUAAAAAUGUGAAUUUAGGUUUAAAACUUGCCGGAAGUAGAGAUUUAAAUCAAAUGAGUGUUUUCGUAUGUGGAAUACAACCAGGAAGUAUCAUUGAACGUGACGGACAUAUAGAGGUUGGCGAUCAGUUAUUAGAACUCAAUAAUCAAGUUUUAUAUGGUCUUAGUCAUUUGAAUGCUGCUCCACUAAUCAGAUCUAUUUAUAUGGAAGUGAUAGGAAGAAGUAGCAAUAUUUUCAGACGUUCAAAAUGUAAUGCUUUGAGGUUUGUGAUACAACGUCAUUCGUCAAAUACAAAUCUUAUGGCAGCAUUAGCAACAAAUCAACAUGCAGAUUCUUCUUCUGAUCGAUCCAGCCGACACACCAGUAUAGAUACAACAACAAGUGCACUAACAUCACCAGUGAAGAACAUAAAUAAAGCAAAACAAUCUAUAGAAUUUAUGAAUUUAGCAUUUGGUAGUUCACAUGGACCUUUAACUCAACAAACAUACUCUACAACGUUGUAUAGAGGUUCUAAAGGAUUUGGAUUUGCAAUAAUGGAACGAAGUGCAACAAAUGAAGAAGGAAUUUAUAUUAAACAAAUCGUUGAAGGUGGUCCAGCUGAUAAAGAUGGUAUUUUAUGUGCUGGCGAUCAAUUAAUUAAAAUAAACAAAAAAGAUGUGACACAUAUACCUUAUGACACAGUAGUAGAAUGGAUACGAUCUGCAAAACAUGUUCUUCAUGUACAAGUUACACGUUGGGGUUUCAAUAUUCAAGCAAGUGCAGAUACAAAAUCAUCAACUAAACGUUUCUCAGAUCCAUCUGUACUGAACACAUUUGCAUCUGUUUUAUUUGGUAAAGAUAAUGAAAUGAAAAAUUUUCUAUCUCCAGUUAAUACAAAACCUUUAAACGUAUUAUCCGCAAUUGAAAGUGGUACGAGCUGGUUAGUACCCCGACAAAUCGUUUCAAGGUAUCGUCGUGCAAGUUUUCCAAACAUCUGUUACAAAAGAGAGCAUAUCCCUACUACUGUUCUACAGCCUUUGCCAAACUAUUCAACAACUUCAGUUAACCUUCAAGGAGAUAUAAUGAAUUUCGAUAAAAUCUCAAUUUUAAUAAAUGACGAACCAGAAAUCGAAGCAACAAUCCGUCCCAUCAAGUCUGGAGCUGAGACUGAAAUAUCGAUCGCAAUAAAUAAUUCUUGUGGUCUAGGAAUAGGCUGUAUAGGAGGCUGUGAAACAGCACUAAAUGUUCCAGUUAUACAUGAAAUCUAUCCUAAUGGUGCAGCGGCAAAAGAUGGACGUUUGCGUCCAGGGGAUCGAAUUAGUAAUGUCAAUCGAAUAUCAUUAGUUGGUGUACCAUUUUUGGAAGCUAUGAAUAAACUUCAAAUGGCUUAUAUUAGCAAAUCGUCUAUGAUAAAACUCGAUUCAGAUGAUGAAAAUGAAAAUAUUUCUUUAUCAAAUCAAGAACAAUGUUAUUUAAAUCUCACUAUAUUUCGACCAACAGAACAAAGUCAGAAAUGGUUUGAUGAAGAAUUAAUUAUUGAAUUAUUGAAGAAAUCUGGAAAAGGUUUGGGAAUUUGUAUUGCAGACCGAUGUGUACAUCUUAAACUAGAUGAAUAUUUGUCAGAGAAUGAAAAUACUUUAAAGGUACAAGAUAAUUCCUGUGUAAACACUUCCGAAAUGCAAACAUCAUAUGGCGUUAUUGUUACUGAAAUAAUUAAAGGAUCGAUUGCAGCAAAUGAUGGUCGUCUCAUGGCAAAUGAUCAAAUCCUGGAAGUAAAUGGUAAAGAUACAAGCACAUUAACUAGUGAAAUUGUUGGUGCUCUAUUGAAGGCAGCUCCAUAUAAAGUUAUUCUCAAAGUAGGAAGACUGAAAAAUCAAAUCGCUAUACCAAAUUCAGCUGCAUUUCUUUUUAAUGAUCCUUGUCAAGUUAGACGAUAGACUAUACAGACUAAACAAGUAACCAAUUUAACCUGUAUGGACAACAUGGAAGAAUGCUUAUUUUUGAUAUCUAUCUAUCAAGAAUGAAAAUAACUCUUAAUUUGUUAUAAUGAUGAAUAUUUACAAAUUGUUCAGUUCAAAUUUGUCCUUUUCUUCUUUUCUUUUCCUUGAAAAUUAAUGCUUUCUGUUGCAAUAAUACAAAUUUUGCAUAAAUACAACAUUCCAUUAUAUACAGAUUAUUAAUAAUCUGUUUAAAAUAAAAGCAGCUCAAUUGUUCUGUUUUUUUCUCUCAUUUCUUCAAUGUUUUAUUAUAUUUAAGCUAAUCUAUGUAUGUGACUUAUUUUAAAUGAAGACAAUCCAUUCAUUUUCAUUCUAGUUAACAAUACCAACAACGACUACAACAAAAAGAAUAUCUUUCUUUAUCCUCUCUUGCACUGAUAAUCUUUUUUAAAUGCACAUAUUUUCUCGAUAAUUUCAUUAAAAACGUAGCAGUAAUGUUUGUAUAAUACUACUACUAAUAAUAAUAAAUGCUUAGCUUUUCUAUAUAUUAGGAUGAUACUUUAUCGUAUAUAUAUAUAUAUAGUGAUUAGCUUCAUAUUUUCCUUUUCCAUUCAUAGGAUAUCUUAUAUAUUCAUGCUAUUCACCUUCUACUCUUUCUCUCACUCACUCACUCACUCUAAUUUCUUUAUAUUCUAACUGAAAAUCAACUUGAUUUACAAUGUGACGACUAGCUUGUUGCACAGUUAUUAUUACAUGGACAGUUACAUAAAAUAAUAUUUUUUUAUGUAAACAAUGAAGAUAAAAUUAAUAUUAUGCAACAACAAGAAAAAUAAACAUAAUCAUAUUAAUAAUUUUAUUUGUUUGCAUGAUAAUCUUUUAUUCUGAUAAACAGAAGAAUGAACAUAUUGAAUCCGUUUCCUUUUUUUUUUAAAUGAAACUAAUCAAAGAUGUAUUGAUGAAGUACAAGAAUGUGUAAUGUAAGAAAUAUCUUAUUGAUUCGAUUCAUUUCUACUAAUAAUCCUAUUCGUAAAACUUAUGGAAACUAUUAAUUACAUUUAGAAAAAAAAAUGUAAAUUUUCUAAUUUCUAACUUGUCACAUUGUUUCCUCUUAGAAACUAAAUGAUUAAAGUCUUUCCAUGAAAUACAUCAUAAAAGGCAUUUAAAAUUCUGAUCAGGGAAAUAUUAGAAACAAUAAUAAAUGUCACACAUGUCUUAUUAAUUUUUUUUUGGCUUGUCACACUUCUCUUCAUUUACUUAUUCUCUCUUAAACGUUUCAUUGAUAUCAUAACGAUAAAUAGUGAGUUGUUUUAUUCACCCAUCCUUUUCAUUAUGUUUUCUGUAAACAUAUCUAACUUCAUUAAUUCAUGUGAAUGAUAAUAUAUAGUGUUGAUUAGUAAAAUAGUAGAAUCGAAUUGUAU